UGAUAUACCAUGCGAUUAUCAUCGAUGCUAAUAGCUUUAUCAACUGAAUGAUCAAAGCUACUAAUUUCCGAAGAUACCGCUAUCGCUUCUCUUUCAAAUGACAAGUCUUGAAGAAGAAUCGGAAUGAUUUCCGCAGGAUUUAAGUUCAUAUCAAAUCAUCGUGAUCACUGCUUUUGUUCAACUUAAAAGCAGUCGAUCGGAUUCGCAGCCGCCGGGGGUGGCGGGUCUCUCUCCACAGUGUGUUCCGAAUCUUGAUUUCGCUCGAUCACUCGUUCGGCCUCCGCCGCCGCCAAAGAUUACCAGAACCCAAAAUCAAGAAUAACAGCGCCAGCAUUGAAGAUCAGCUAUUCAAAGAUACUGUGUUACAGAAACAAGCUCAGAACAGAUUACUUAGCUGCAAAUUUCCAUGGCUGAAGAUGAUAGCUAUACGAAAGAUGGGACGGUCGACAUCCAUAAAAGGCCUGCUAUCAAGAACAAAACUGGAAACUGGAAGGCUUGCCGCUUCAUUCUUGGAAACGAAUGCUGUGAGAGGCUGGCAUACUACGGUAUGGGCACCAAUCUAGUGAACUAUUUACAGGAGCAGCUCCAUCAGGGGAAUACCACUGCGUCGAACAAUGUCACAAAUUGGUCAGGAACCUGCUACAUAACGCCCUUGAUUGGUGCUUUUCUAGCUGAUUCUUACUUGGGCAGAUAUUGGACCAUUGCCAGCUUCUCAAUCAUCUAUGUUUUUGGGAUGACAUUGCUAACAUUGACAUCUUCAGUGAAAGGACUAAAGCCAGAAUGUGAAAGUGAAGUUUGUCACCCCACAGGAUCACAAACUGCACUCUGUUUUGUAGCACUGUAUUUAAUUGCUCUCGGGACAGGUGGAAUCAAGCCGUGUGUCUCAUCUUUUGGGGCAGAUCAAUUCGAUGAAACAGAUGAAACCGAGAGGAAGAAGAAGAGCUCCUUCUUCAACUGGUUCUACUUUUCGAUCAAUGUGGGUGCGCUCAUCGCUUCCUCAGUUUUGGUGUGGAUACAAAUGAAUGUGGGCUGGGGCUGGGGUUUUGGUAUCCCAGCAGUUGCAAUGGCUGCUGCUGUUGUGUUUUUCUUCUCGGGCAGUCGGUUGUACAGGCUCCAGAAACCUGCAGGGAGCCCACUGACACGGAUUUUCCAGGUUGUGGUUGCAUCCAUCAGAAAAUCUGGGGUAAAGUUCCCACAUGAUAAGUCCCUUCUUUACGAGACUGCAGAUGAGGAAUGUAAUAUCACUGGAAGCCGCAAGCUUGAGCACACAGAGAAGAUGAGGUUUUUCGACAGGGCUGCUGUGGAGACAGAAGCUGACCGCGUCAAGGGUUCUGUAAAUCCAUGGAGACUUUGCACUGUAACUCAAGUCGAGGAGCUCAAGUCGAUCAUCCGGUUGCUCCCCAUUUGGGCAUCUGGAAUUGUCUUCUCCACGGUAUACAGUCAAAUGAGCACAAUGUUUGUUCUACAAGGCAACACUAUGGACCAGCAUAUGGGGCCAAGUUUCAAGAUUCCAUCAGCAUCCCUCUCCCUCUUUGAUACUCUUAGUGUGCUCUUCUGGGCACCUGUAUAUGAUCGAAUCAUUGUCCCGUUUGCGAGGAAGUUCACGAGGCACGAGCGAGGCUUCACCCAGCUCCAGCGGAUGGGUAUUGGUCUUGUCAUUUCGAUAUUUGCCAUGGUUGUCGCGGGGGUUUUGGAGGUCAUCCGGCUGGACUUUGUGAGAAGGCACAACUACUAUGAUCUCGAGCAAAUUCCCAUGUCGAUUUUCUGGCAAGUCCCGCAGUAUUUUCUCAUUGGAUGUGCAGAGGUUUUCACUUUCAUUGGGCAGCUAGAGUUCUUCUAUGACCAGGCCCCGGAUGCGAUGCGAAGCUUGUGCUCGGCUCUGUCUCUUACAACUGUUGCCGUGGGGAAUUAUUUGAGCACUUUGCUUGUCACAGUUGUGACAAAUGUGACCACAAGAAAUGGGAAACUUGGUUGGAUUCCAGACAAUUUGAACAGGGGCCAUCUUGACUAUUUCUACUGGCUUUUGGCCAUUCUCAGCUUGCUCAACUUCUUUGUCUAUCUUCUGAUCUCCAAAUGGUACACCUACAAGAUGGCCACAGGAAAGCCUCAGUGAUUAUAUAGAUCCCUUGGUUUCUGAAUUAUCAUCAUUGUCUUGAUCUAAGCCUCUUCUUCUUAAUUAUUUCUAGCGAUAGUUUAUUCAAGAUUGCUUUAAAUCUGUUUCUGUCUUGAUUUGCAUGUUGAAAUGUGAGUUUAAUACAGAUCAGUACUUGCUUUUUUAGAUUGUUUAUAAUUUUAUAUAUGGUUGGUGUUCUAAUAUUGUGGAAGAUUCUGUUGGAAUGUGGCAUGCAAUCUUGACAGUGACAAGGGUUAUCAAUGUUGCAAACCAUUGGAUCAUAGAAGUUGGGAGUGUGAAAAGCUUGACGACUACCCCCAAGGGAGGGCUCAGUCCAGAUCUUUUAUUCAAAAUUGAAUUCUUUACACUGAAAUUGGAAAGAGGAUUCAAGCACUUUGAUUGUAUACUCUCUCUCUCUCUCACACACACACACACACAC
Molecule: messenger RNA, 2552 nt
Organism: Diospyros lotus (date-plum)
Lineage: Eukaryota; Viridiplantae; Streptophyta; Magnoliopsida; Ericales; Ebenaceae
Product: protein NRT1/ PTR FAMILY 8.1-like
Exons: 5
Coding region: 407-2113 (568 amino acids)
Biological process (GO): transmembrane transport; oligopeptide transport
Cellular component (GO): membrane
Molecular function (GO): tripeptide transmembrane transporter activity
Source: RefSeq, a predicted model, not a curated record